UUUUCAAAUAUUUUUUAAAAUGGGUUGGACUAAUUAUUUGAUUCCAAUAAUAAGCAGUUCAAUUUUAAUGUUUGCCUGUUGGUUAAUUGGGCAUUUACAAUUAUCAAUGCUUUGGGUGUUUUUAUUUAUUGUUGUUUAUAUUUUAAAAACACGUUCAUGGAUUAAACAGGAACAAAAAAGACUUUGUCUUCGAAAUUAUAUACUUCAAGAGAGGGAAACUAUUAUUGCACAAUUUAGUCAAACUACCAAUGAUCUGCCAGCUUGGGUUCAGUUUCCGGAUAUUGAAAGGAUUGAAUGGGUCAACCGAAUACUUCAACAACUAUGGCCUUAUAUUGGAGAAUAUUCAAAUAUAUUUUUAAAAGAAUUUAUAGAACCUCAAAUACGUUUACAAAUGCCUUCGCCUUUCAAAUCGUUUAAAUUUGUGUCGAUUGAUAUGGGGGAUAUUCCCUUUAGAGUGUCUGGAUUAAAAGUUUAUACAAACAAUGUUGGAAGAGACAAGGUUAUAAUGGAUAUGGACCUUGUUUAUGCUGGGGAUGCCGAAUUUACAGUUCAAGCUUGUGGCUUUAGAGGAGGGUUGAAACAAAUUGUGUUAUCUGGCAAGCUUCGUUGCACUCUCCAACCUUUGCUUCCUCACCCUCCAAUGGUUGGAGGAAUUUCAGGCUCAUUUAUUGAAUUGCCAAAAUUCGAUUUUGUAUUGACCGGAAUAGGAGAAUUUGUCCAAUUGCCAGGAUUAAUAGACGCUAUACGCUCUAUAAUAAAUUUACAACUAGCCAAUUUGGCCGUUUUACCCAACAAAAUUGUUUUCCCGUUAGCACCUAAUGUUAAUGUUUCUCAACUUUAUUUUCCUGAACCUGAUGGAAUUGUUAGACUUAAAAUUAUACAAGCUAGAAAUUUGGAAAAUAAAGACAAAAGCUUUUUUAAUAAAAAGAACUUGAGCGAUCCUUACUGUGAAAUACAACUUGGCUCUCAACAUUUUCUUACAAAAGUAAUCAACGACAAUUUAAACCCAAUUUUUAAUGAAUGUUUCGAAGCCGUUGUCGAUCAAGCAUCUGGGCAGCGUUUGCGUAUUGAACUUUUUGAUAAGGACUUGGCUGGGGCUGAUGAGGAAUUGGGUAGACUAUCCCUUCCAUUAGAUAGUGUUCGUCAGGCUGGGGAAAUUGAAAAAUGGUACCAAUUGGAAGGCUGCAAAAAUGGAGAAUUAAACCUUAAAGUUUGCUGGCUCGAUUUAAGCACAAAUGCUGUUGACAAACAACGAGAUGAGUGGGAGAGUGAAUGGCUAGGGGCUGAUAAACCAAUGCACCCAGCUUUGCUAAUGAUUUUUUUGGAUUCUUAUCCAAAAUCUGGUCUAGAACCUUCUCCACUUAUAGAAUUUUCACUUGGUUUAAAAAAACAACAAAGUCCAGUUAAAACUAGAACAACUAAUCCUCUUUAUCAGGUAGAGAAGGCUCUCAUCUUUUAUUAUAUUAUUUCUUAUUUCUCUGACCGUCAAGUUUAUUUUCAAGUUUAUUUUCUGAUAUUUUUAAGUUCAAGCUUAAAUUUCAAGUUUAUUUUUAUUUCUAGGUUUAUUCAAGUUUAUCCUUAUAUUUCCAAGUUUAUUUUUAUUUUAUUUAAGUUCAUGCUUAUACUCUCAAGUUUAUUUUUUAUUUCAAGUUUUAUUUUCCUAUACUUUCUCUACCUUAUCUCUUAA
Molecule: messenger RNA, 1687 nt
Organism: Meloidogyne enterolobii
Lineage: Eukaryota; Metazoa; Nematoda; Chromadorea; Rhabditida; Meloidogynidae
Source: the annotation of a GenBank genome assembly